AUGUAUCUCCAACAGGUUAAAUUAUGGUGUGAUUGCCCUUUCUGGCCUGAUGAUGGGAUGUGUAAAAUGCGUGAUUGCAAUGUAUGCGAGUGUCCAGAACAUGAAUUCCCAGAAUCUUUUAAAACACCAUCAUUAAAUGUUCUUCCAAAAGAUGAUCCUGUAUGUCAAGAGGGAAAACCAGAAGCUACUGUGGAUCGAACCCUAGAUGACAAAUCAUUUAAAGGCUGGGUAGAAGUAGAUAAUCCAUGGACUCAUGAUGAUGAAACUGAUAAUGAAGAAAUGACGUAUGUGAAUCUGCAAUUAAAUCCCGAACAUCAUACUGGAUACACGGGUCCAUCAGCUAGAAGAAUAUGGGUUGCUAUAUACUCGGAACAUUGUCCAAGAUAUGCAUAUGGGGAGAUGUGCCCAGAGAAGAAAGUACUAUACAAGCUAAUAUCUGGUCUUCACUCCUCAAUUUCAAUCCACAUAGCUGCUGAUUAUCUUCUUGACAUAAAAAAUAAUAAGCGGGGUCCAAAUCUUAAAUUGAUGCGUGACCGAGUCUUGAAACAUCCUGAUCGCGUGCAAAAUCUUUACUUCACUUUUUUAUUCAUUCUUAGAGCUGUGACAAAAGCAGGUGGUUACUUGGAUGAGGCGGAGUAUGAUUCAGGGAACGAUUUGGAGGAUGUGAAAGCGGGAGAAUUGAUAAGAAGAUUGGUACAUAAUCCCAAAUUGCAAGCUGCAUGUGCACUUCCAUUUGAUGAAGCUGAAUUAUGGCAAGGUCAAGGUGGGCCCAUGCUCAGGCAACAGAUCCAGAAUCAAUUUCUAAACAUCAGUGCAUUGAUGGACUGUGUGGGGUGUGAGAAGUGUCGUCUUUGGGGAAAACUUCAGAUUCUUGGUAUUGGAACGGCGUUAAAGAUUCUGUUUUCUGUUAAUGAUAAGGGAAACCCCAGACACACAUUUGCUGUUACAAAGAAAUGAAGUGAUUGCUCUAGUUAAUUUACUAAAUCGGCUAUCGGAAUCUCUUAUAUUCGUUAAUAAAAUGGGGACUCCUCCUGCUAAAGAAAUAAUCAGUAGACCAUGGGGAUUCUCGUCAGUGGCUUAUUGGUGGCCAAAAUCUAACCAACAAUUGUCAUUGUCAACAAACACCACCGAUCCAUUUUGAUAAUGAGACAAGAUCAAAGUGAAGAUAAAAAAAUUAGAGCAGCAAAAUAUUAUAAUUUGAGCUUGAAUUUCAUUUCUUUGGUUCUUUGGUAUGUAACA
Molecule: messenger RNA, 1239 nt
Organism: Lactuca virosa
Lineage: Eukaryota; Viridiplantae; Streptophyta; Magnoliopsida; Asterales; Asteraceae
Source: the annotation of a GenBank genome assembly